AUACUCAUCUCCGUGAAAAGCAUCGAACUCGAGAUUCGUCGUCGACUGGAAAUUCGAGAACGCUUCGAUAAUAUCGCAUAGCAGCUUGAUCCUAGGGAAUUUCGGGUUGUCGAGAAGGAGAAGGACGGAGGCUGCAGCUGGUGCAUGGGCGCAUGCAAGACAGAAUACGUUGCUUUCUCACUCAGGAGUAAAGUGGUUGUGCGUGCGGGUGCGCUUUUAUCAAAUCGAUAAAUUCCUGUGGCCUUCGUCUUUCUUCCCAACAGAUCAAGCCUGAACUGUCAAGUCGCUGACUUCAGGUUCAUUCAGGGACUCAGGCGCUCCCUCUCUUGGCAGUCUGGCUCUUGGGAAACUAUCACUUUCUGCAUUUGUGUAUAAAAUAUUAGACUGAGAACAUCAUGUAAUUCAUUCGUUCGGAAAUCCUGAAAUUGUGUCUUUCACAACUUUCGAUAUCCUUGUGCUCCAGAGUGUGGUCCAAUCCGCAGGCGAUCCGACCGAUCCGUGGGAUCUGAACUCCCAGUCACUUUGACGUCGGCGUGGAUGUCCUCCAGGAGUUCGAUCUUGACUUCGUUAUCUCUCGGCUCAACGAUUCUGCAUCUACAUCGUCGACAGCAGCAUUUAACAUCGCUUUGAUGCACCCUGUGUACAUGCACAUGGAUCUAGAUUAAUGAUAUUCCUUAUGCGUGUGUUAUUGAUACCUAAUUCAAAUCGAAUAACUCAGUAUUAACAGGGUCCUUCUAUUCUUCGAGAAUGAUGGAUCAAAGUGGGCCAAUGACACCGGAAUCUCGUUGAAGUUACACCUGUUCGUGAUUAAUCAGUGAUAUUACGACUAUUUCAUCGUACGAUGAACUCAAGCGAUUAUCUGGAAUGGUCCUAGCUGUGUCAGUUAACACCAGACUCAAUUACCUAAUAAGAUAUUGCUGAAACGAUGACUCGACACCCUUGUUGAGUUCAGAUAUUCAGGAUUUCACGGAGUUCAGGUGAUUCUAUGACAUGUCGGAGAUGUUCAGCUGUCCUAGAGAGGCUGUACGGGUCAAAGUUAAGAAAUGCGAGACACGACAUCAGCCAGAAUACCGGAAGUUCAGCGUGGAUCCUCAAAUCACAUCGAUCGAGGUUUUACAAAGUAUCCUAAUCAAGGCAUUUGAUAUUAAAGGAGAAUUCACGGUGUCUUAUCGAGCAAUAGACGAUUAUGGCUCGGAAACGUAUUUAUUUCUCUUAUCCGACUGGGACCUCGAUGCUGCAUUUAUCAGUGCUUCGGAGCCAUAUCUCUACCUUCAAGUCAAUCUUAAGCCUUUUGGCGAGUCAGGCGACUGCGAAUCCGACUGGGAGCAAAAUGCUCAGGAAGUGGCUACCAGACAGGAGUCCGGUUUUCCUUACAAAACUCCAAAAUUACCAGGACUCAUAAUGAACAAGAUGGAGAGAACCCUGAGCCUGGUGCAACGUGCUCUAGGAAAUUUGGGCGAGGAGUCGCACCAGACUAUUCAACCUCCCAGGCCACCGCUCAUGGAUGCUGAGUUCCGAAGAUUUCUCGAUCCUAUUGGCCAAGUGAUACAUUCCAAGGAGCUUAGAGCUGUCAUAUAUUUUGGUGGAAUUGAACCGAGUUUGCGUAAAGUAGUAUGGAAGCAUAUACUCAAUGUGUAUCCCGAGGGUAUGUCAGGUCGAGAGAGGAUGGAUUACAUGAAGAGGAAGGCUCUGGAGUAUCAAAAUCUUCGAGAAAGAUGGAGGAGUCUCGUUCAAAAGGGACAGAAUAUUGGCGAUCUGGGCUACGUUACGGGGAUGGUACGAAAGGAUGUUCUUCGGACUGACAGACAUCACAAAUUCUAUGGCGGAUCGGAUGACAAUCAAAAUACCGCCAGUUUAUUUAAUAUAUUGACCACGUAUGCUCUGAAUCAUCCCAGUGUCAGUUAUUGCCAAGGUAUGAGUGACCUGGCGUCGCCACUUCUGGUUACGAUGAGGGACGAGGCUCAGGCUUAUAUUUGUCUUUGUGCUUUGAUGCGAAGACUUAAAGAUAAUUUCAUGCUGGACGGUAUCGCUAUGACUAAAAAAUUUGCUCAUUUGGCUGAAGGUCUGCAACACUACGAUCCGGAUUUUUAUGCUUACCUGAAAUCACACCAGGCGGAUGAUCUGCUGUUUUGCUACCGCUGGCUGCUCUUAGAAAUGAAGAGAGAAUUUGCUCUGGAGGAUGCACUCAGGAUGUUGGAAGUUCUCUGGGCAGCUUUACCAGCUUCACCUCCAAACGGGGAACUCUCUCUUGCAGAAGUCCCGUUUCCCCCAGCUUCACCUCCACCCAGUCCGAAUGUUAAACAGAUUCGAGAGAAUGCUUACACAAAAGUCUGUGCGAUCAGAAGACAGAGUUCCUCGGCGAGCAUCGCCAGUGGUAGGAGAAGAAAUCUCAGUUCGGAUGAGCCACCGUUAGAGACAACCAGUGAGAAUGGUGAAUCCAAGAGAUCGAUCUCACCUUACGAAGCGUUCUCCGAACCAGAGAAUGAUUUGACUUCCGUGAAAAAUCGGAAAAACAUUUCGACCGAGAAGUGCCUGAGUACCGAUUCCCUACAAAGUAAGACGAAGCGAAGUAAUUUAUUAGAGCUAAAGGAUCGUCUGACUUUGGUGAACAGAGAGAGAGGCGACAUGGGAGAUGCCGAGAAAAAAUGUGCGAGGGUUGUAAAGAAUCUAAACGAAUUUUUGAAUUUUACGACUCUGAACAAGAGUAAAGUCACGCCGAGUGACGAGAGGGAGCUCAGGCGGGUCUCCAGUGAGAGCGGAGUCGUCAGGGUCGUCCGGGAUGAAACGAGUUCACCGGACGAUUCAACAGACUUCUUCCCAAUGACUACUUCCAUGACGAGAGAACUGAGACUGGAAUUAGAGUCCUUAGAUAGACAAGUUUUUGGGCCCUCGCCGCCCAGCGAGCAGCAGUGCGAUUGCAUCCUCUCCAAAAGGGAAAGUGAAAUUGCUGAGAGCGAAACGGAAACGGAAGUAGCAAGAUGUAGUCCAGCAGCGGAUGUCUUCGUUUGGGAGAAUCCAUUGCAUUCGCUGCAGCAACGUCAUCAUCCAGCUACUCCGGACGAACAGGCCGAGCUGGAGUAUGACGGCGAGAUCUUGGAGGAUCAAAAUGGCGUCAAAUCCGUUACUCCAAUAAGAUUACUCAAGCGUACAGCUAGGUCAGUUAAAAGUUCAGUUCUUCGAGAAUCCCGUAAUCGUCUCGCAGUGUCGCGAACGAAUACGGUAGAAGGAACUAUUUCCAGAUCGGAGUCUGCGUCGGAUAGUGAGGGCAACACCGACAGCUGGCACCAGAAUACGACAGCUCCCGACAGUCCGACUCCACCGAUCCAGGAACACUGCGAAGAGGCUACGGAAUUGACCAAUCUAAUUCCGGCCGGCACUAGUGAGGAUCAACUUGGUGGUGGCUCAUUACCACCACCCAAUGAAUUCGGUGGUGGAAAUCCAUUCCUUAUGUUCCUCUGCAUUACCCUGUUGUUGCAACAUCGUGAUUUUGUGAUGCGGAAUCAAAUGGACUACAAUGAAAUGGCAAUGCAUUUCGACAAGAUGGUCAGACGACAUAAUGUCACAAGGGUGCUCAAUCAAGCUCGGCAGCUUUUUGCGGGAUAUCUUAGAAGACAUUCUGCACCUGGGAGACCGGACUAUGUAAAUGUCUAAGGUAAUUCCUGUCCAAAGCCUUCUUUUGAGAUUAAUCUGAAUCGAACCGUUAAAAUUCUUGCACUUGCGUAAAUACUUAAUUAGAACAUUUCUUAAUGGAACUUGGAAUCUUGGUGCUCUUGCCCUUUCGAUGUAUAUUCCAAGUUACGAAAGACUAAGAGAGGCUAAAAAGUGUUAAGCUUUUUGAUCUUUCUCUGUCAACGUGACACCCCAACAUAAUCACAUAAUCACACAUUACAUUCACACGCGAAACACUAAAAUUUAAUGGAUGCACAGUUGCAUUAUCCCAGAGAAUACCUUUCCUAUUAGAGUUAAGUUUUUAGCUUAAAUUUGUAAAAUAAGUACUACUAUCUAUAGUUGCUGAACCUUAUUUUGUUCUUCAAGAAUGUGCUUAAGGAACGACAAUAAAGUGCAUUUAAUUUUAUCGCAUAUA
This is a messenger RNA of Cephus cinctus (wheat stem sawfly), 4084 nucleotides long. Its product is annotated as TBC1 domain family member 25. Gene Ontology annotation, biological process: regulation of autophagosome maturation; activation of GTPase activity. Bases 991 to 3651 code for a protein of 886 amino acids. Gene Ontology annotation, molecular function: GTPase activator activity. The transcript is spliced from 7 exons. Gene Ontology annotation, cellular component: autophagosome. The record is from RefSeq and is a predicted model, not a curated record. NCBI's taxonomy places the organism in Eukaryota, Metazoa, Arthropoda, Insecta, Hymenoptera, Cephidae.